Molecule: messenger RNA, 4521 nt
Organism: Pocillopora verrucosa
Lineage: Eukaryota; Metazoa; Cnidaria; Anthozoa; Scleractinia; Pocilloporidae
Biological process (GO): signal transduction
Molecular function (GO): protein binding
Source: RefSeq, a predicted model, not a curated record
CCCAGCCUCAAACUUGUACAAAGAGUCAAAAGCUUGAAGGAGGUGAAGUGUCGAGGUAAUGGAAUAUCGGUGUUUUUGUUGCUGAAUAUGAAAGGUACAGUUGGAUUUUUCCGCGCCAUGGAGUGAAAAUGAGGAGUCCUUUUGGGCUCAAAGAGAAAGGGAAAAUUUUACAAAGAGCUACUAAAUCAUGUCAGAGCCUCUUGGAUCUGCGUGGUCUGCACAUUGCCAGCAUACCUAAUGAAAUCUUUGCAAAGCCUUUGGUGGAAAACUUGAUAGUUUUAGAACUAAGUUUUAAUGGCCUCCAGUCACUUCCCAGUUGUAUUUGCCAACUGGUUAGUUUGGAGGAACUUUACCUUGGACAUAAUAACUUAAAAAUUUUGCCCAAAGAAAUUGGAGAUCUUCCAGCCUUGACAAGACUUGAUCUGGUACAUAAUGGUCUUCAAGAAGUCCCAUUUUGCAUUUCAAGAUUGAGAACUCUAGAGUGGGUUAAUCUGGCUGGGAACCUGGUGGAAGUUUUACCACCUUGGUUGCUUCUUCUACCAAACCUUCAACAUUUGUACCUUGUACGUAACCUCAUUGAAAACAUCCCCAGGGAUUGUUAUCUUCAAGGAAUAGAUUGCAUACGCAGGUACUUUAGAUUGCCUUGCACUAGAGAUGCUAGUGACAGAAACUGCCACACAAAUUUGAGGCUAUUGUCUCCUCAAAGAAAAUGCUUUACAAGACCAAAGCUGCGCUCAAAUACUUUGGACAGACCCCUGUUGUUGUCUGAAAGUGAACCAGAUGUAGGAUUUAAAAAGUUAGUCUGUGAGCAGACCUCCCCUAGUUCAAGAUGUUCACCAAUUGAAGAUGAUUCCAUGAUUUCCGCAUCCUUGCCUGUGGAAACUUUACCAGGUAAAUACGUCGAGCAACAUCAGAACAUUGUAUCCAAUUUGGAAAAGGCUCAUCAGAAUGAACUUUGCCUGGUUAAACAACAGAAAAGCAAGCUUCUUCACAAGCAGGAGCUUAGAAAAAAAAACAUUGACUCCUUGCGUAAGAUGAAAGAACAGUGUAAACCGGCACCAUUUCCUUAUACAAGAAGGAGGUUAGAUUUUAGCCUGGAUCUUGAGAGUCUGAACAGAAGAAGACCAAGAUGCUUGACUACAAGUGAAUAUGGAACUUGUUCCUCCAUUACAGAGAGCAUUGGAGUAAGGGAGCAUUCGUUCCUAAACAGAAAAGAUUCUCUUUUGAGUUUUCAAUCAUCUACUUCACUAGAUGAUGCUUUCAACAACAAUUUACCAGCAAAUCUGAGGCAGAGAAAGCUCUCAAGCGACAGUGGCAGCUCAUGUUUGAGUGAAGUUUCUGAAAAUGACUGUUACAUCAAUGACUCUGACUUAGAGUCAGUUAUUGACCGAUGUAGACACAUAAGUCUGGGAGACAUCUGUGUUAUUAUCCCAGAGGAAAAUAUCACUGGCCAUCUGCAGUCAGAAUUUCAUCUGGAGGUGUUAGAAGAUAUGUCAUUUGCUCCUACACUCAAGAGUCGGGAGGUGCUUGCUAGUGAAGUUAUUGAGAUGACACCACAUGGAGCCGAGUUUUUCAAAGAUGAUCCAGCCAUCAUCAGUUUUCCUUUCGAUGUUAAAAUUGGAAGGUACGAUGUUGUCACUUGUCUUUGCAGCAACACUGGUUUUGGGCAGAGAACAAGGUGGGAAAAAAUGAAUCCAAGUGACUACAAGGUCUUCACUUCUCAUGUAGAAAUCAGAGCCUACCAUUUCAGUCUUUUUGCGAUUGUGGUAACAAAAGGCUACCCUGAAGCUCACAAGACCAUAAAAGCUGGUAUAGGUGGUUAUCUCCACAUCCCCGAAGUCCCUGGAAUAGAAAUUCUCUUCCCAGACACAUCAUUACUUCAUGAUAUUGAAGCAUCUGUGAAGGUUCUUUAUGCAGAUCACCCUUAUGAUGUUGAUCAUUCUGACCCAGAGGCAUUAGCACUUGCUACACCAGUUGUCCAACUUGGUCCUCAUGGCUGUGUGUUUAAUCUACAUUCUGCUGACUCUGUAACUGUGCGCCUUCCACUUCCAGAUGGCAAAGAGAUUUUAGAGAGGUAUGGAGACAGGCAGCUCACAUUUUGGUGUAGUUCUACAACAGAUGGAGAAGAUCUCCAGUGGCAGCAGUUCUAUCCUAGGUUUUUCCACAUUGAUAACGAUGACAAUGCUCUAUGCUCUGUGUACUUCUCCGUGGAGCAUUUCUCUUUCGUUAGAGUUCUCUGGAACAUUAUUGAUACCAUCUUGUGGGAAGCUAAGCUGGGUGCUUCUAGUAUCAUUCCUCUGUUCCAAUUCAGUGUUUCCUUUCAAGCUUUGAUGUCAGAAGUGAGUGAGAAUGGGCUGAGGUUUGGCCUUUGUAUAGCGUGCUACAGAUUUGGUAAACCUUUGGAGGACAUUGGCAAUUUUCCUACUGUUGUUGGUAAAUGUAUUGCACCAAGACUGCUACACACAGGAAGGCUGCAAAUCAGGUUGGAAUCAGAUCAUUUUGACACAGACACCUCAAUUGGUGUUAAAGAUCUUGUAGCUGUGGAGAACUUCACUGGCCGUCCAUUUGUGAUUCAGUUUGGAUGUCGAUUUAAGGGAGAGCCACCAUAUGGAAACUUUGGUAAUGUUUUUGUGGAAGAACUAUCAAAGAGUGGUGAAAACAAGCCAGUUUUCUCUUUCCUCUUAAAUAGGCCUCGUGAUGCUGAUGAUGCUGAUAGCUGUCUUGAUUGGGAAGUUCAAUUAACCAAGGAACUGACAAAUGUGCUGAGCAUCAACGCUGAAACAGACAUGGGUGAUGAGGUGUGGCAUGAAGUUGCUAAACAACUGGGUUAUACCCCACGAGAGAUAAGCAAUUUCAGCACAAAUGACAACCCAAUGGCAGCAGUUAUCGCAGACUAUAAAAGACGCGGUGGAAUACCUCAUCAGUUCAUUACUGCUCUUUACAAAACAGGUUCCCCAGGGAAUGUAGUGAAACAGAAAAUGAACAACAGGACUGGAUCCACAAGAAUGGUGGAAGAAGACACACCAGAAAUGGAACCCAAAAUGUGCCCUUGUGUAAAAAAGAAUGCUCGCAAACGACGACUUCCAGAGGCUAUAAAUUGGGAAGAGAAAUUCCACGACCUUUCCCAAAAAAUUGGAAAUGGAGAGUGGAAACAGCUUGGCCGAGUGUUGGGGGUUAGUGAUAGCAAAAUAAAAGAGAUCGAACAUGACUGCAGCAUCAAUAAAGAUAGCUUGUAUGAAAAGCCAUAUCAAGUGCUUUUAGCAUGGCGAGAUCGCUACCCAGAUCGUUGCAAUCUGACUACCCUUUCUAGGGCAUUAUGCAAAGUGGGGCUCGGGUAUGUUGCAAGACAAUACUGUCUUGCUUUAGAGAUGGGUUGAUAUCACCCAUUGUUAUUUGAAAUCAUGUAGUAAUUACUGAUUGAGAGGAAGUAGUCAAACAAUGACUCUAGAGGUCAUGUCUUUUCAACAGUUUAUUUUUGUCCUGGUGAUAGAAAAAUAUUGUAUCAUAAGUGGAGUGAGGUAGGGAACUGAAGAAAAAUUCAUUUUGUUCUCUUAAAAGAACAGAUGUUGUAUUCUAUGACCUAUUAAUGAGAUGUAAAUUUACAUUAAUUAGCUUUAGAUGCACUUUUCUUUGGUCUCAUACUUCUCCAUGAGUAGAACACACCUCUAAUAAUGAAGGAGAUAUCUAAUUACACAAGAUUAGCAUGCUUAGUAUGUACAUUAAGCUGUAAAUACUUAUUUCCGUGAAAUAAUGUUUUAUGUAUUGAUUGUGGGAAAGCCAACAAAUAUUUUCUGUACAUCAGAUGUGUCAUACAUUGCUUCAUAUCAAACAACUUCUUCCAGACAUACACCAUACAGUUAACCUAAGAUAUCAUUAACAUCUGAUCCAGUAUUUGUACAUGUGUGACAGUAAUCAACCCUCAAACAUUUUGAGCUGUUGUUAAGACUUGGCUAAGAAGACUUCACCUUUCUUUCAAUUGCUGUAGUUUUAGUUUUUCUUUUUUUUGUUAUAUUUGAAAAAUUUAGGCUUGCUUUUUCAAUGCAUGCAAAUGAAAAGUGUAGUAAAGCUAUUGGUACCUAUUUUUUUACUAUUAAAUUUUAGUUUGUAACCAUCCUGAGAGCUGGUCUCAGCUGAAAUACUCUGCAAGUCAGAGUAGAUUUACAUCAGGAUGCUUUUACACAGACAGAUAUUAGAUAUGUAUUGUUAAGUAGUAUUUAUUAGAUAGUUUGUUUAUUUUCCAUCAUUUUUAACUGUUUUCAAAGACAAAUCCACUAACUCAUGUAAAGCAUGAAGGUUUUUGUACCAUGUUUUCUAAGUUUGUAAUUUGUAAUUAGUACACUUGUUUGUAAUACAAAAAAGAAGGAAGGAAGUUAGUUUAAUAUGGAAAAAUUUCUAUAGAAAAGGGUUAAAAAUACAAAUGUAAUAUUUUUAUCAGUAAGAAGCUUUGGAACCAUUGUGAACUUAGCUAAUAGAAGAAAAUGCGUAGAGUAAUACAUUAAAGUUAAUGUGAACAAAGAAAUA